UGAUCCCCUCCUCAGUCAGUCUGAUCCGUCCUGGUCGUGAGGGUCUCAAAGUCGCUCUGGCCCGUAUGCCGUCAUGUGUAGGCGACCUCGUUGACACCUUCAAGUUUCUUUUCCGAGGAGCACGCAGAUCGAAUCCAGGGGGCCCUGGCCUGGCUAACCCUGCUGGGCAUCUUCGUCGCCUUCCUUUCACCCGUGUUGUGGUUGUUGGGGGUGUGGCCACCGUUGGUCUUCGCGUGUCUCGCCUCCGCCUGCCUGUGUUCUUCCUCAAGGCCCGGCAAAAGGAGUGCUUCCGACGGCAGGGUUUCGUGGUGUUCGCUGGCUGUCUCUUCAAGGACAGGGGCGGAGAAGGCAGCGAAGAAUUGUCCCGAGUUGAAGGAAUCCACGUCCUGCAAUUGGAUGUGACCAACGACGACGACCUCAGGAAGGCCCAGGCCUACGUCAAGGAGAACUUGCCGCCUCUAGGACUCUGGGGGAUCGUGAACAACGCCGGGGCUUGCAAUUACGGCAAGGUGGAAUGGGUGCCCUUACACACCUUCAAGUGGGUGGCCGAGGUGAACCUCUGGGGCCCGGUCAGGAUCAUCAAGACCUUUCUUCCCCUCGUCCGUCGAGCCAAAGAGGAGCACGCAGAUCGAAUCCAGGGGGCCCUGGCCUGGCUAACCCUGCUGGGCAUCUUCGUCGCCUUCCUUUCACCCGUGUUGUGGUUGUUGGGGGUGUGGCCACCGUUGGUCUUCGCGUGUCUCGCCUCCGCCUGCCUCGCUGUGUUCUUCCUCAAGGCCCGGCAAAAGGUAUCUCCGAAUGGGAGAGGGGUGCUAAUAACAGGCUGCGACUCUGGUUUCGGUCACACUCUCGCCCUACACCUUCAUUCCUUGGAGUGCUUCCGACGGCAGGGUUUCGUGGUGUUCGCUGGCUGUCUCUUCAAGGACAGGGGCGGAGAAGGCAGCGAAGAAUUGUCCCGAGUUGAGGGAAUCCACGUCCUGCAAUUGGAUGUGACCAACGACGACGACCUCAGGAAGGCCCAGGCCUACGUCAAGGAGAACUUGCCGCCUCUAGGACUCUGGGGGAUCGUGAACAACGCCGGGGCUUGCAAUUACGGCAAGGUGGAAUGGGUGCCCUUACACACCUUCAAGUGGGUGGCCGAGGUGAACCUCUGGGGCCCGGUCAGGGUCAUCAAGACCUUUCUUCCCCUCGUCCGUCGAGCCAAAGGUCGCGUAGUGAACGUGACGAGUAUGCUGGGCCGCAUGGGAGGGACCCAAAGGGGAGCCUACGCCUUGACGAAGUACGGCCUGGAGGGCUUGUCCGACUGCCUCCGCUACGAGAUGAGGAGUUUCGGCGUGCAUGUCUGCAUUGUCGAGCCUGGCAACUUCCUCGCUGGUAAUAGCCGAAGGGGAAAUUCUCCAGAAUUGUACCAAUCAACGAAGAUCCUGACGGAAGAUCGGGUGACGAAACUCGCCGAGGAGAUGUGGGAGGGGAUGGACGCGGAAGUGAAGUCGGAUUACGGGAAGGAGGACUUCGAUCGGACCCUCCAGCUCCAGCUGUCCCUAUGUCGGUCGGGGUUGAAGGACCGCAGUCCGGUGAUCCGAGCGAUGACAUCGGCAUUGACGGACUCUCAUCCCCUGCCCCGCUACCAGGCGACCACUCUCUACUCCCGGAUCCGCUGCUUCGUCGCCACGCAUCUCCCCGAGAUCGUCUACGAAGUCCUGUACGAAAACCCCCAUCUUUGAUGUCCUUGAUGUCUGUCUACCUCCUAUCUCUCUUUGUCUAAUACAUAGCAGUGCAUAUUUCUUUUCGGUCGCAAUGAAAAUCCUCCAUUCCCCGCGAACUCGAGGACGAUUCCAUGGGAAAGGGUAUGAUGGUCGUGAACGCAAGAGUCGCGGCUUCGACCUCAUGAGAAUCGAGGCCUGCGACGAACAUGGUGAUUCAAAACAAGAGGACAAAACUUACGAGCAGGACCAUAAAUAAUGACUUAUCUAGAAGAAAACAGGAUGAACCAGUUGGAUGCGACGAGAUGAUCAGAAAAAAAUGUUGAAGAUAAAGAGAUUAGAAAUUGAUAUGAAAAUCAAAGGAGGUCAUUCCUUCCAUCCACUGUCAUGAACGGUGCCAGGAGCUGCUCCAUCACCGCUGAGAAAGGAAUUGGAUCCCUGUCGGCUCCCUUCAAGCGAUUCCUCUAUCUCUCCCUUUCCGUGUUUUCCCUCCGAGAGACAGGAAAGCGAAAGGAGGAUCGCGUCGCCUCGGAUGGGCAUUGUCGCGGAUCCUCGUCGUCGGUCCGAAGUGAGAGCCCGUUCAGUUUCGGUUUUCGCGAGGUCGGUGCUCAGUGGGUCGGCAGGAGCAUGGUCGUUAGAUAUUCUUGUUUUUGGUGGUGGCAGGGGCAUCAUGUCCGAGGCAAUUCGUACCGACACGCAUAAGUUGCUUCAGGCAGGUCAUGUGUUUAUAAUAGAGGAGAAACCUAACGUUAAGAGCCGCAUGCAAUUCGGAAGUCUAGGAAGCUAUCAAUUGGCUCUAAAUUGGUUAAAAUCAGCUGCACGCGACGGUCAUCAAUCAGUAUCAGGCAUGUGAGAGAACAUCUGUCACAUGCCUUAUACUGAUAGCUUCCCCAAAGUAACUGCCUUAGACUCUACAGGUUUUGCGGACGAAUCCGAAACCCCUCUUAUGGCAGAACUGCCUGAGGUAUCUUCUUUGAUUGGGUCUGGCUGGAUCACACCAGGGUUGAAACGCGAGAAAAAGUUUUUUUUUUUCUUAUGCAGCCUCAAUGGGCUCAGUUACUUUUUUCCCUGAACGAGCCUCAAGGUUGGCAAGCCGUUCAAAUUUCCCCUCGGAUGCGGGACAAGACAUUAAUCGGGCGCGGGUCCUCAAAGCGAGCCCGUGCAGGACUCUAGUUCUCUGAGAAGCCUUAUAUGGCAGCCCCCGCAGCCCAGAGAAGACGAUCUACGCGGUGCCCUUAAAGCCAUAUGUUUACUCCCCUAAGGGCACAAGACAUCCGAAGUACGCCCGCAGUAUAUUCCCACAUCCGAUUGCCGUAUGGCGGAUGUGCGUCCGAUGUCUUGGGCCACCGGGGUUAUUUUCUAUUUCGAUGCUAUUGGAGUAGGUCCUCGUGUAGUUCCCAGUAAGGGCAAGGUCACAUCAGGUCACAGUUGGCUACAGGAUGAGGUGCAUUAUUUCGUAGAUCCAAGUCUGCAGUCAGAAUUUCGCCCAAAUUUGAAGAUGAUUGACCGGCUGCUUAGGCCUAGGACGAUUUCCAGGUGAGCACCACUCGCGUGAGACGAGGAAAUCCGCAAAGGCUUGGAUUCCAGGUAUAAGCCUAGGCCUUGACAUGGGCAUCAUGAAGCGUGUCGGACAUCAACCAAAGCAGCAUAUCUUUUUCCUGAAAGCCUCGAGAAAGGCUUCGUUCUAGGCCUAUCAGGUCUAUUCUCUGUCAAAGCAAAUUACCGCCUAGUUUCUCACUUUACGCCGUCUUUGGUCCAAUGAGCCCGACUGCCGUUUCUCAGGGGACUCUGGCUCCGCUUUUCGAUGGUUCUUUCGGGCGACAGCAUUCCUGACGCCUCAGUGUCAGGAAUGCGUCAGGAAUGCAGUCGCCCGAAAUCUGAGUCGAACUCCACGGAAGACCUUCGCGCGACAAAAAGCGCUCGGUCUUGGACUUUCAUCGACGCGUUUUCAUGAAACCGACUCGAUACGGAAAAAAGAAAACCUAUUUCAUUCCCUCGACAAAAACAGGUAUUAUGCCUCUGCCUAGCCUGCCAUAGGCAAAUGAGGAAUUGUCGGCACGAUAUGCAGUUUCUUGAAAGGUCCGAAUGACUGGAGCACCAGUUGAAGCAUGCAAAUAGAAUCAAGAUCCCUAUGAAUUCGACCUCGAGUGCUCGAGCUUUAGAGGGAAAUUAAAGUACCAGAAUACGACUGUGUUGGAGUGGAGAAGGAUAUGGCGACCGUCUUGGAAGAGCACGCAGACCGAAUCCAGGUAGCCCUGGCUUGGCUAACCCUGCUGGGCAUCUUCGUCGCUUUCCUUUCACCCGUGCUGUGGCUGUUGGGGGUGUGGCCGCCUUGGGCCUUCGUCUGUCUCGCCUCCGUCUGCCUCGCUAUUGUCUUACUAAGGGCCCGACGAAAGAUAUCACCAGAUGGAAGAGGAGUGCUAAUAACUGGCUGCGACUCUGGUUUCGGUCAUUCCCUUGCCCUACAUCUUCAUUCCUUGGGUUUCGUGGUGUUCGCUGGCUGUCUCUUAAAGAACAAGGGUGGGGAAGGCAGCAAGGAAUUGUCCCGAGUUGAGGGAAUCCACGUCCUGCAACUGGAUGUCACCAACGACGACGACCUCAGGAAGACCCUGGCCUACGUCAAGAAGAAUUUGCCGUCCCUAGGACUCUGGGGGAUCGUCAACAACGCCGGAGUAUUCAGUUACGGGAAGGUGGAAUGGACAUCUUUGGACACCUUCAAGUGGUUGGCCGAGGUGAACCUCUGGGGCACGGUCAGGGUCAUCAAGGCGUUCCUUCCCCUCGUCCGUCGAACGAAAGGUCGGGUGGUGAACGUGGCGAGUGUGUUGGGCCGCAUGGGAGCGGCCCAAGGCGGAGCUUACGCCCUGACCAAGCACGGCCUCGAGGGCUUGUCCGACUGCCUCCGCCACGAGAUGAGGAGGUUCGGCGUGCAUGUCUGCAUCAUCGAACCUGGCAACUUCUCCGCUGCCACGAAGAUCCUGUCGGAGGAGCAGGUGAUGAAACUCGCUGAGGAGAUGUGGGACGGGAUGGACGCAGAAGUGAAGUCGGAUUACGGGAAGGAGGACUUCGAUCGGACCAUCCAGCUCCAGUUGUACUUCUGUCGAUUGGGGAUGAAGGACAGCAGUCCGGUGAUCCGAGCGAUGACGUCGGCAUUGACAGACACUCACCCCCUGCCCCGCUACCAGGCGAACCCUCUCUA
Messenger RNA from Darwinula stevensoni, 4896 nucleotides. The record is from the annotation of a GenBank genome assembly. Lineage: Eukaryota; Metazoa; Arthropoda; Ostracoda; Podocopida; Darwinulidae.